Polistes dominula (European paper wasp) is the source of this 652-nucleotide messenger RNA. RefSeq names its product muscle-specific protein 20 transgelin (gene Mp20). NCBI's taxonomy places the organism in Eukaryota, Metazoa, Arthropoda, Insecta, Hymenoptera, Vespidae. Gene Ontology annotation, biological process: actin filament organization. Gene Ontology annotation, molecular function: actin filament binding. Gene Ontology annotation, cellular component: actin cytoskeleton. The record is from RefSeq and is a predicted model, not a curated record.
CCCGCCGGUUUUAUAUAAGUAGGACCGUCGAUUUACCACGACAGUUCAGUUUACUGAAAAGAAAUAUCACGAAAGGAUGGCCCUAGAACGUCAAGUCCGCGCUAAGAUCGCAGCCAAACGUAAUCCCGAACAAGAACGGGAAGCUCAGGAAUGGAUCGAAAGUGUUCUUGGAAAAAAAUUUCCACCUGGUGAAUCAUUCGAGGAUGUUUUAAAGGACGGUCAAGUUCUUUGUCAUUUGAUGAACAAAAUUUCACCUGGAUCUAUUCAAAAGAUCAACACUUCUGGCGGACAAUUUAAAAUGAUGGAAAAUAUCAAUCUAUUCCAAAAAGCACUUAAGGAAUAUGGUGUGGAUGACGUUGAUGUCUUCCAAACGGUCGAUCUAUGGGAGAAAAAAGAUAUAGCUCAAGUUAUCACAACUUUAUUUGCCCUUGGUCGUACGACUUACAAACACCCAGAAUGGAAGGGACCUUAUUUAGGACCUAAACCAUCAGAAGAAUGCAAACGUGAAUUUACGGAAGAACAAUUACGUGCCGGUGAAUCUGUGAUUGGUCUGCAAGCUGGUUCAAACAAAGGUGCUACACAGUCUGGCCAAAGUAUCGGUGCCACUCGUAAAAUCCUCCUUGGAAAAUAAAUAUAUUAAUAAUUAUAAUUA